AGGGUUGACAUUCUGCCGAGGUAGUGUGGCGGCUAAGCUAACUGAAACCUUUGCUACAUGUGGAGGGUAGAACGGGAGGCAUCCCUGACCCUCACAGUUACAUUUCUUAACUUUUACCCAACGCAACGCUCAAGUCCAGGCUAAUCUGAAAAAGGGAUAAUAUCUGUGUAAAAUGAAAGGUAGCCGGAUUGAGCUGGGGGACGUUACGCCUCACAACAUUAAGCAACUGAAACGCCUGAACCAAGUCAUCUUCCCGGUCAGCUACAACGACAAAUUUUACAAAGAUGUGCUGGAAGUUGGAGAGCUCGCAAAGCUAGCAUACUUCAAUGAUAUUGCAGUGGGGGCUGUGUGCUGCAGAGUGGAUCACUCUCAGAACCAGAAGAGGCUGUAUAUCAUGACACUCGGCUGUCUAGCUCCCUAUCGUAGACUCGGAAUUGGUACAAAGAUGCUCAAUCAUGUGCUAAACAUCUGCGAGAAGGACGGCACUUUUGACAACAUUUAUCUUCAUGUGCAGAUCAGCAAUGAGUCCGCCAUUGACUUUUACCAGAAGUUUGGCUUUGAGAUCAUCGAGACAAAAAAGAAUUACUACAAGAGGAUAGAACCUGCAGAUGCCCAUGUGUUGCAGAAGAGUCUGCGCAGUCCAUGUGCGCCACCUAGUGGGGAGCUUCAGAAAGCAGAGUAGGGGCACACAGCUUUUUUGGGGGGGGGAGGGGGGAAGAAAAGUAUGUGUGCCCAUCGACACAGAAACAGAACUGUGACAGAUGCCCCACGGUCAACACAUUCAACAGUUUCUUCAAAAGGACACUAGAGAGAGAAAACAGUUUCCCGAUAUAAAAAUUGCUGCAUUUGUUUUGCAAAGGUGAUUUUUUUUUUUUUUAGCAUAUUUUAUUGUUUCCUUUAUUACAUGCGGUUAAUUGAGAAAUGACCGAAAGCUUUGUAUCCAAAAAUUGGUUUCUAAUGAUGAAAUGCUAACACUGAGCAGUAGUAGACAUGGUGAUGGAGAAUGGUGUUCUGUUUUCAAAACACACUGUUUGAGUUGCUUUUAUGCGGUUAUCAAACCUAAUGGGGGACAUAUCUAUGUUUUGAGUAAAAGGAAUCAGUAAAAGUGUUUGAAAGACCAUCACUUGACUGGUCGAUUUGGAGUUUGAGGUGGAACUGAUCCAUUGAACAGACAAGACUGUUCUCUCGCUACCUGAACCUUGUGAUUCAUGGAAAGUGAGUGAGACCAGUUUGUUCAUGCCUGCAGAUGGGAGGAGCAGAUAUGUUUCCCCUUGAUACGGACACAGGGGAGGCUGAAUGGUGGGUGGGAAUAUGAUGUCACCACUCCAGAGAACUUUAUUCUUUUGCUUUUUAAUUUAAUUCCCCUAAACUGUUUUUAUUUUUCACACUUACACAGCAAAUGGCUCAGAGGUUCCCCUGGGUUUAUGACGGAAAAGUACAAAUGCUUAGAUGUGGGGAAACCAAACAAGAAUUAACAGUAUAGGAGUAGUUCUGAUAAGUGCAUCCCCUCACAUUGACUGGUAGGGGUUGUAAUGACAAUAGAUUGGCUAAAUGGAUUUGAUUUGGGCAUUAUUAGCAAAUUGAUUUGUUUAAGGUGGGUGAGUAUUAAACACCUUUAUCUCCCCAUGUAGCGGCCUUACAAAUAAUGAUUUCAAACUUUCUCCAUCAGGAAGCUUUUGUUAUCGCACCCUCAUGAGGAUUUUAUGCCGUUCUGACGGUUUGGACGUUUUGGUCAGGUUUUGAUGUUUAAACCAGGAGAAGCUCUGUUCCCUCUGCAUGCAAGGAGAGUCGUUCUCUCUACUGUAGUAUACGCAUGUUUUUGCUUUCUUUGAAGAAUUUUAUCUUUUCUGGAGCUCUAUAUUGUAAGACUUUUUAAUGCCUAAAUAAAGGAAUUACUAUUUGCAGUAAA
Girardinichthys multiradiatus is the source of this 1909-nucleotide messenger RNA. RefSeq names its product N-alpha-acetyltransferase 50, NatE catalytic subunit (gene naa50). NCBI's taxonomy places the organism in Eukaryota, Metazoa, Chordata, Actinopteri, Cyprinodontiformes, Goodeidae. The record is from RefSeq and is a predicted model, not a curated record. Gene Ontology annotation, molecular function: acyltransferase activity, transferring groups other than amino-acyl groups. The transcript is spliced from 5 exons. The coding region runs from base 173 to 682 and encodes 169 amino acids. Gene Ontology annotation, biological process: mitotic sister chromatid cohesion. Gene Ontology annotation, cellular component: NatA complex.